CAAUCUAGAGCUCUGCCAUUAGAUGGCAGGAAUCCAAACCCCAUUAAUAAUUCUAUAAAUUUUAGUUCAUCUCCCCUCGGCGGCGGAAAUGGUCAGCCACGGCAAGAUAACUUCUUUCCGCCAAUGACAAACCAACCAACUCCUCACCGCAUGCAUCGCGGCGAGAUUCCUUCCACUACUCAAAUGGAAGGGAUACCCAAUGUGGGGGUUGGAGAAAUUCCCCCACGUGGUGAGAAUUUGGGAGUUACACAUUCUGCUCCAGUGGAACCGUCACCCAUACCCAUACCAGUGGCAAAGCCCUAUACGGUGCCUACUUACAUGGGAGGGGGAGUAGGCUUAGGUGGGGGAGAUCAAGUUCCUCCGAGAGCAUACCCAACACCCAUGCCACCCCAUUUCAAUGGGCAUGGCAUGGACCCCAUGGGUUUCGUACCCCAAGGGGGGUAA
Molecule: messenger RNA, 444 nt
Organism: Linum tenue
Lineage: Eukaryota; Viridiplantae; Streptophyta; Magnoliopsida; Malpighiales; Linaceae
Source: the annotation of a GenBank genome assembly